AUGCUUCUCAUCAGUUUUAAGGCGUUCACAAAAGACUGGAACGAAAUAACAAUUAGAACCAACGACCCGAAUUAUCAAAACAAUUUGCCGUUUUCAAGUGAAGAACUUCUUUUUAUUGAUGUGAAGCAAGUUAAUCGACUAUACUGUAACGACCUGUGCCCUCAACUGCCCUGCCAGAAUGGUGGUUAUUCGGAUCCGAACAACUGUAAUAGAUGUAAAUGUCCAAAAGGAUUAGCCGGUAAGACAUGUCAGGAAAUUCCACAAGUAGGUUGUGGCGGUGAAUUAGUUGCUACUCCUAUAUGGCAGGAACUGGUUCAUCGUGGAAAAAAGAAAUGCUUUUGGAGAAUACGAGUAAGUUUUGACUUCUCGUUUACGUAA
This is a messenger RNA of Cooperia oncophora, 378 nucleotides long. Lineage: Eukaryota; Metazoa; Nematoda; Chromadorea; Rhabditida; Trichostrongylidae. The record is from the annotation of a GenBank genome assembly.